Molecule: messenger RNA, 5726 nt
Organism: Pipra filicauda (Wire-tailed manakin)
Lineage: Eukaryota; Metazoa; Chordata; Aves; Passeriformes; Pipridae
Gene: SLC7A6
Product: solute carrier family 7 member 6
Exons: 10
Coding region: 3431-4978 (515 amino acids)
Biological process (GO): amino acid transmembrane transport
Cellular component (GO): membrane
Molecular function (GO): L-amino acid transmembrane transporter activity
Source: RefSeq, a predicted model, not a curated record
GUGCCGUUUGGCGUGUGCCUCCCUUUUGGGAGGUUUUCACUUUUCUGCCCCAGGAUAAAAAACAAGUUAUUGAACAGACCCUUCUGUCUUUACUUGAGCCUUAUGCUACAAAUUUCACCAGAUGUUCCUUCGUGCACUCCCAACCGCACCUCUUGCUAAAUCAGGACUGUCACCACAAAGUCCAUGCUGUGAGCUUGCUUCUGUUUUUUCCCUUGGAAAUAUAAAAAUAAAUUAGAAGUAUGAAGAAUAUAGUGGCAAAUUGUUUUCCACUUGGAGCUGGCACAGUUCUUUAAUAUGACUGAGUUUAAAAUCUAGGUUAGUAUUAAUGAUGUGGGUUUGUCUAGGUUUGGUAACUUAAGAAUUUUUGGGAGGUUUCUGAGACGUUGUAACUGAGUAUCUGUUGUGAGCUGAUGAUAGGUCUUUCCCUGAUUCAGUGUUCACAGCCUUAUUCAGGAUUUGUCCAAACAUGUGGGUAGUAUGUGUAUUUGCAGAGCAUCUCUUUCCAGCUGUGUCACAGGUGUGUAUGGUCAGGACUUACUACCAUCACUGAUAAACUAUCAAGUGAAUGAUUGAUUGACAUAGUAACUUCUCUUUCAUACCUUUUUACAUGGUAAACAUACCUGGCCAUGUUUUUAAAAAAUGGGUGUUACAGCCAAUUCUAUUUGAUUGAAGGUUUAUGUUUGUUUUUUUUUUUAAAGUCCUAAAGAUGGUGAGUUUGCAUAUGCAAGCACAAAAGACUUGGUUGAAGAGAAUAAUCUUUACGUUGGGAAUUGCUUUUGUUUCAAGGGCUUCCUGUCUGCUCAGCAUAUGUAUAUAUGGCAGGGAAGUGAUUCUUCUCUCACCAGCAGAAAGGAAAACAAACUGUGCUGGACAAACUCUAAGCCUUUCCCAUGUAAAUGUUCAGACUGUGAGGUGCCUAAAUAUAUACAUUGCAAUGAAUAAGCAUUUCUGGGACUUACAACCUUUGCUCUGUUGGUGCUUAACUCCCUGAAGACUUUGAUGCUGUUUGCCUGUAUAGAGCAAUCUUGGCUCUUACUCGAAGGGCCAUUCAUUGUGUUCAGAAAUAGGAGUCUUACAUCUGGUGACUUAUUUAUAUGUGACUAGUCCAAGUAUAGGGUAAAGCUGUGUUAUGGCCAGAGUUGUUUUAGGCAACCGAGGCAACUAUGGAAGACAGGCAAGAACAGUAGCAAUCUUUGGUGAUGAGCAGGUACUGUAUAAGAAAGCAGCAAAACAUAGUAAACUUUCAGCAGUUUGGUACUUCACCUUGGCCAUUAACCCACGUGCAGGUUCACCCCAGACUGAGCACAUGACAACUGUCCUGUUCAGUGGGAGAAAGGGGAUCUUGGUGGAGGGUUCCUCUUUCCCUUCCCUUACAGGAGGGCCACCCUGUAAUGCACUGUUAGUGCUCUGCUAAAUGCAUGUUAACCUUCAGUAGCUCCUUUGGUACCUGGCCAAAGUGGGAUAGGCCUUACUAGAAUGUACAGUUUUGGUGAAGCACUGAAGGGAUCCUGGUUUCAGGUCACUCUGUCCCGGGUUCAUAUUAAAGCCUUUUCUAUCAACGGCAGAGUCAUUUCAGUAAAAAAAAAUCACAUAUCAGCAAAAAGAUUCCUCAGAGCUGCAACGAUCAGCAAGAAAAAAGAGUUGGAAGACUUUGUAUUGCACAAGGGCCAGCGAUGAGGAAAUCCGUGUUAGUUAGCUUGUGUGAAAGCAUAACCCUGCCUUAGCCACAGCAGUCCUGUGGCCAGGCUUUGGCAGCAUUAGAGAUUGUUCUAAUAGUAUUUUUAAAUGCAGUGUUACAGGAUUAUUGUAUGUUAGAAAAUGUAUACUAUUUAUCUCUCGUUCUCCUCUUCCAAGCCUGUCUUCUAUUACCACAGAAGUAAUGAUCACGUGACAGAAUCAUGGAUUUUAAUAUAUGUGUUUUUUCUGUGUGUUGUUAAUAUUGACAUAGCUUCAGUUUUCUAGUCUCUGCUCUCCCUCUUCAUUGUUAAGUUUUUUCUUCCAUUUGGUAAAAGCUGCAGAUUUUACUUACAUUUAAGAUUAAGUGAAGUGCCAACAGUUUUGUUUCUGUUGCAGAGGUGGUGUAAUAAGACACAUGACUCAGGCAAAUAAGCAAUUCCUGCCCUCAAGGCUCUAAGGGUACAAAACAAACAAGUGUAGAGGAGAGAAAGAAAUGCCAAAUGUGGAGUGAGCUGUUGCACACACCUUCCUUAAAUCCUUGUCGGCAGAUACCUGAAGCUGGGAAUAACAAAAGCAGACUUGGAGAGGAAGAAAGAGUAUUGGGGGACAAAAGAGGCUGGGCUGAGAGAGGCGGUGAUUGAUCUUGUGAUUGAUCUUUCCUGGGUAGAGCAGAUUAGGGCAAGAAGCAGUCAAGGUCACCAGUAAAAAACCUGUAUAGAACUGCAGUCACGUGCUGCUAAUUGAGGUGGAGGCAUUUGAACAGUGACAGUCACUGGUAGUUGCAGGUAAUUAAAUUUACCUCUGAGCUUCAGACCAUGAGGUAAAUCACAGUUACUCUUAGUGCAAAACUGCCUGUGUGUGAACACAGCAGAUUUGAUGUGAUUUGAAUUAUUCAAUUGAUUUAAAUCAAGUCAAACCAUCACAAUGCCUGAGUAUUCAAAGUAAAGUGUAUGCUUCUUAUCAAACUGUACUUUGAAAGGUGUUCCAGGAAGAAACGGGAAUGAUGAUUAGGAUAUGUGGAGUGAAAAUCAUGUGUGGUUAUCACCAAAAUGAUGUUUUACAUUUGUGAUGAAUUCUUCAUAUUUACAGAGUUUUAUCCUUUAGCUGGAAAGGCUGAAAAUGAACAUGGCAUAUUUCCAGGCUGGCAGUUGGAUGUCGUAAUAAUAGCUGUAGUAUUCUUGAUUUUUCCACUGACGUUUGUUCAGGAUGACUUGCCUUCUGAAAUACAUUUGCAACUAAUGUUCUGUCUGAGUUCAUUUUGUAGACAUGAGAAGACUCAAUUUGGAAUUAAAUGUUACUUUUAUGGGUCACAAGCGUUCCCUUAAAUCCACUUUUUACAGCCAAAUUAGUAAUGAAAAUAUCUGCUUUGACUGUUUGUUCUGCUGUUUUACACAGCUUUCAGAUGAUUGCAUCGUGUUUACAAUUAUUAUAAUAAUUAUAUUCAUUUACAGAGUAAUAACUGAUCUUUCUGUUGUAAAGCAAACCAGAUAAUCUUGUGAGCUCAUAGGCCACAUGUCUUUUUGAAGACUUAACUCUACUACACCAAUAACAGAAAGUCAGCCAGUAUGUGAUUGCAAAUGAAUUUGGCACAAGAUAGAUGGAAGAGCAAAUAACAAGGAGAAGAGGUAACAACUGUUGAGGUAAAUAUGCUUUCCUUUUCUUUUGCAGUUUUGGGCACACUCAUCUGUAGAAACUGUGUGGAUCCCUCUCUCGAUUGUGAUUGGAGUCGUGGAGAAUUCCCAGUCCGUCCACAAUGGCAGAGAGGACAGAUGGUACAGAGUCCCACGUGUCAGGGGCUGAAUACAGCCCCGUCAGUAAAUCAGAAAGGACAGAUCCAAGUACCACGCAGCAUGGAAGUGAAAAUGCUUUGCAACUGAAGAAAGAAAUAUCUUUGCUAAAUGGGAUAAGCCUUAUUGUAGGCAACAUGAUUGGUUCAGGUAUCUUUGUCUCUCCCAAAGGAGUUCUCAUCUACAGCAGAUCUUAUGGAUUGUCUCUGGUAGUUUGGGCAAUGGGAGGGAUAUUUUCAGUCUUCGGAGCUCUCUGCUAUGCUGAACUUGGAACCACCAUUACAAAGUCAGGAGCCAGCUAUGCAUAUAUCUUGGAGUCUUUUGGGAGCUUCAUUGCUUUUAUUCGUUUGUGGACCUCACUGCUCAUUGUUGAGCCAACCAGCCAAGCAAUUAUAGCCAUCACCUUUGCUAACUACAUAGUUCAGCCCUUCUUCCCUUCCUGUGACCCUCCGUAUCUGGCCUGUCGUCUCAUAGCAGCUGCCUGUGAAUGUCUUUUAACAUUUAUAAACUGUGCCUAUGUUAAAUGGGGAACACGUGUGCAGGAUAUAUUUACUUAUGCCAAAGUUAUCGCUCUCAUUGCCAUCAUCAUAGCUGGAAUUGUUAAAAUAUGCCAGGGGCAUACAUCACACUUUGAGAACUCUUUUGAGGGAUCCUCUUUUAAUAUUGGAGACAUCUCCCUUGCACUAUAUUCUGCCUUGUUCUCUUACUCUGGUUGGGAUACGCUCAAUUUUGUAACAGAAGAAAUCAAAAACCCAGAAAGGAACUUACCUCUGGCUAUUGCAGUGUCUAUGCCAAUUGUGACUGUUAUCUAUAUUAUGACCAAUGUAGCUUACUAUACAGUGCUGGAUGCUCAAGCUGUUCUUUCUAGUGAUGCUGUGGCAGUGACAUUUGCUGACCAGGCAUUUGGUAGCUUCAGCUGGACAAUUCCCAUUGCUGUAGCCUUUUCUUGUUUUGGUGGACUUAAUGCUUCAAUUCUAGCAUCAUCAAGGCUGUUUUUUGUAGGAUCUCGAGAAGGUCACCUUCCUGAUCUGCUGUCUAUGAUCCACAUAGGGAGGUUCACACCUGUGCCAGCACUGCUCUUCAAUUGUAUUAUGACCCUUUUUUACCUGGCUGUGGAAGAUGUCUUCAAGCUUAUUAAUUACUUCAGUUUCAGUUACUGGUUUUUUGUUGGUCUGUCUAUUGCUGGACAAUUAUAUCUGCGCUGGAAAGAACCAGAUCGACCCAGGCCUCUUAAGCUGAGCCUGGCUUUCCCAAUAAUAUUCUGUAUAUGCACAAUAUUUCUGGUAGUAAUACCACUCUAUAGCGACUUCAUAAAUUCAGUGAUUGGAAUUGGCAUUGCUUUAUCUGGAAUUCCAUUCUUUCUCUUGGGAGUCUAUUUACCUGCAUCGAGGAGACCUCAAUUUAUUAACAAGAUUUUAGGUGCAGUCACACGAAAGGUGCAGCUGCUCUGUUACUGUGUUUUAACAGAGAUGGACACAAAUGAGGAAAAGAAGUUAGAAAGGAAAUCCAACUAAAAUUUAAAGCCAUUACAAGAAGCAGGAGGGAGGACACAGCGGUUAAAACAACUAUAAAGGGAAGAGGUAGAACUGGAAAAAAUGGGAAAACUGUUUCCAGUGGUCUUUUAGAAAUCCUGAAAACGUCCUUACAGUUGGGUUCCCACAGAGAUCACGCCCUCACGUCAUCCUCCUGAACUGGGCCGUGUUUGCAGGGCGUGUUUUCCUGGGAUGAGGAGUAUCUGCCCAUGUCAGGCACAGCAGCUGUGCCAGUGGUUCCCUCAGAACUGUGUUAGCAUGGGAAGAGCUCCCAGAUCAAAUCCAACUGCUGCACAGCCAGGCAGUGAAGUAAAUGCAUUUUUAAGUUAGACUGAAAACCACUUUGACUCAAAAGACCAAGUCAUUUCCACCUUAAUUCUGAUGGAUUUUCGCAUGAAAUAUUUUGCUGUGCUAUCUCAGUUCUUACCCCAGAAGACAACUGGUUACACCUACCUACCUAAUUCGUCAUUGAGAAGAAAAAUGAAUAAAGUUGUGCUCCAUUAUUUAAAGACUGAACCAACUUUUCUCCCUUAGAGAUAAGUAUUUUAUGCCAUAUACUACGUGGAAUGUGGUAUCUGACCGUGGCAAAGAUUUAAUCAACAAGGCACCUUGGCACUAAAAGUUUGACUAAUGUUUGAUGAUUCUUUCUUGUAAGCUUGUUUUUGGUGAACUUCUGCUAGGUUUUAUGAAAUUUUCACAAUAAAAAAUAUGUUCAGUUUGAAGCAGGUAA